Messenger RNA from Colletotrichum navitas, 2187 nucleotides. RefSeq lists its product as uncharacterized. The record is from RefSeq and is a predicted model, not a curated record. The coding region runs from base 1 to 2187 and encodes 728 amino acids. The transcript is spliced from 3 exons. NCBI's taxonomy places the organism in Eukaryota, Fungi, Ascomycota, Sordariomycetes, Glomerellales, Glomerellaceae. Gene Ontology annotation, molecular function: zinc ion binding; sequence-specific DNA binding; DNA-binding transcription factor activity, RNA polymerase II-specific. Gene Ontology annotation, biological process: positive regulation of transcription by RNA polymerase II; DNA-templated transcription.
AUGCCGACACCAGGGUCUGCCAUCGGUCCGCCGUGCGACCCCGCAGCCACUUCAUCCACAACAGAGGACCGCGAGCCGCCAGUCAAGCGGGUUAAAACGCAAGCAUGUUCGCGUUGCCGGCGACGAAAGCAAAAGUGUGAUGACCAAAGGCCCUGUGAUAACUGUGUCCGGUCAGGAGAGGAAUGUAACGACGCAUUGCCGUUUGAUAUUGCGUCCCUGGAAGAUCGCAUAUCACGGUUAGAAGAGACCAACGCUCGACUACAGGCUGUUGUUGAUCGACAGGAGACUAGCUGCAGUCAUGAUUCAGGCCGAUCUCGAGCGGUGGCAGUACCUCAUACACUCCACUCCGAAGACAACUGUCAACGCAGAACGUCGUUGACGUCUAGGACGGGGCCAGGAACCUCACUGUCCAGAAGUUCUCCUGCCAUAGGCCUACUAGCCACGUUCGCUAGCCCAGAAGAGGACAAUCUAUCACCUCCGAGUCCUCAGAACAGUAACACCAAGAGAAGAACAAGUAGCCUCAGCUUUCAUGAUGCGGGAGGUUCCCUCGAUGCAGUAACAGAAAAUAAUCUGUUCAACAUCUACCAUAAAAAAGUACACUGCCGGUAUCCUUUUCUUCGUCUGGAUGACUUCCGCAGGCCUGUCGGCCACGAAAGAGAAACGUGGAAGUUCUACUUCAAAAACAUGAUCUUUUCGAUAGGCCUUCUCCUCGAAAGGCCUUCUUCACAGUACGAACCCCGGCUCUACUCCCACCAAGCUUUUUAUCGCCUCGCCAUAACUCAGUACCUCUCUCAUGUCUUCGCCCAGCCCGACCGUCUCCUCCACAUACAAGCCUAUCUCCUCCUCGCGAUGCACGCUAUAUACUCUCCUUCCACAGAGCGCAUAAUCUCCAUUGCCUCGGCUACGAUGCGCUAUUGCAUCAUGGCCCAGCUUCAUCUCGCCGACGCAGAACCAUCCCCUCCGCUAGAUGUGGCCUCAAAGGUUCGCGUACAGAUGCGCCGCCGCGUCUUCUGGUCCGCGUACGCUCUAGACCGGGCUGUUGGCACCAUGUUCGACUUACCAUUUUCCGUCCCGGACUAUCAGAUUACGGUGAAAAUGUACGCAAACAUCGACGACAUAGAUCUCGAAGCCGCCUGUGCGCGCUCAUUCUCUAUGGACCCUUAUCCCGACAUUCCGCGGCUAACAAGUGUCUCCGCGGCGAUUCAUGUUGUCUAUUGCAGACGGAUCCAAUCAGAAAUUCUCAACACGACGCUCCACCGUGACUUCUCGGCGCAGUUCGACGGCAUGUCCCAUUGGCGUCUGAGAGUGCUCGAGAAGCUCCAAAGAUGGAGAGCGCUCUGUCAUCAAUAUGCAGACACCAGAUCGAGAAACUUUACAAGCAGCGAGUGGUUACACAUGAUUUAUAACUACAGCCUCGCGAUGCUGUAUCAGCCCACGAAAGAAACCGUGACGGGCCCCGCGGGUGACUGGACGGUGAAAGCAUGCGUUCGCGCCUGUUUGAUAUUUCGCAAGUUCCAAAGAGAGACACCUAUCACCGAGCUGUGGCUAGGCCUUAUCGCACAGUUCAAGUGCGGUGUCGCAUUGUUGUAUUGUUUCUUUGCUACGCCACCACAUUUGAGGACUGUAGCAUAUCGACUGCCAGAAGUGUCCGAGGCCGUCAGGGCAUGUAGCAUUAUUCUGUCGAUCCUUGCGGAGCGAUGGUCUCAGAGCAGGUGUCUCCGGGACGCCUUUGACAUUCUAGCUCGCGAGAUCCCGAUCUUUGAGCCAGCUACAUCAGAAGAAGUCGGCCCGCGAAAGAUGGCGAAAGCGUCGGCUGAUGCUCUCAAGGCACUCAUCGGCCAGCUUGAAGUCUUGGUGGUGCAUCGUAAUACGCUACGUAUGAUCAAAGAGAUGGCCGAGGGGGUCUUUCCACGCCUUAGACCGAAUGGAGAAAACUUGCAAACACAAGCAGACACUAUAGGAGAUGCUGCGGCUCAUCUGGUGGAAGAAGACUCACCCUCUUGGCUUACAAACAUCACUGGUGAUAUGUUUCAGCCCAUUACGCCUCACUUCUUCCAAUCAAACAUGUCAGGACUUGAUGCAGAGGGGUUUGACUAUGCCGCCCUUGGAUUUCCGGGCGAUUUUGGCCUUUUUGAUCGAGACGAUAGUACAAGAGGUCGUGAGAAUUUGCAUAGGGAGUCUAGGUAA